Molecule: messenger RNA, 1423 nt
Organism: Podarcis muralis (Common wall lizard)
Lineage: Eukaryota; Metazoa; Chordata; Lepidosauria; Squamata; Lacertidae
Gene: AKAP14
Product: A-kinase anchoring protein 14
Cellular component (GO): cAMP-dependent protein kinase complex
Molecular function (GO): protein kinase A regulatory subunit binding
Source: RefSeq, a predicted model, not a curated record
GCUCAUUUAAAGCAUUUGACUGUACCCAGAGAAUCCUGGGACCUGUGGUUUGUUAAGGGUGCUGGGAAUUUUACCCUGGGGAGGGGUGUGAAUUAUAGUUUUUUGGGGAAGCAGUGGUGUGUACGCAGCCUAUGUUUGGCUAUUUAAUGGUUAGCGAGUUCACAAACUGGGUUGCUGCAUGCCCAAAUUUUGUGGCCUAGAAAGCACCAAUAAUUUUCCUCCCUCCAGUCAAAUGCAUCUUUUAACCAUGGUCAUUCUAAAGGGCUUCACCCCCAAUUCCCUCCCACCCCUCCAAAAAAUUAACAUGCAAAAAGUGCACGUAUGAUGUGGGCUGAUAUGCCCUGCUCUAUAACGUGAAAACACCACCCAACUCGCAUUAAUCCCUUCCCAGCCUCUUGAACGCCUAACAAUAUCAUUGGCUGCACGCUGUGUGCUAAGAGCUGAUCUCCACCAGCGUUCUUUUUUCCUUUCAGUAGGAUGGAAUGCCUGUACAUCAAACCUGCAGCUCUAUUGGAUGAGCUGCUGUUGCCCAGGCAAUGAUUGUGACCAAACACUUGUCACAGAGGCCUGAGAGCCCGCUGCUUAAUGAGCCCUGGGAACCUGGAUCUCGGAGGAAAUAAAGCAGCUCCGAUCACAAGAGAAAAGCAUCUGGAAAGCACUUUCAAGCUGGUAAUGGAGUGAUCUACUAUCCUUUGCGGGAUCAGAGGAAGUGCUGACUUUCGUACAACAUCCCUUGACUUGUGGACAAUGGAGGAGUUGACCAGUAACGUGGAAGGCAAGGAUGCACCUGUGAAAGCUGUAGAUGCAUCCAUGGAAGCUGAAGAUCCAGCUCUAGAAGCCAUCAGGAAGGCAGCAGAGUCUAUUGUGAAAAAUGUUAUCAGAGAUGCAAUAUACACUAUUAGACACCUGCAAAAGACAGAGGCAGUUCCAGGAAUCAAAUAUCCAGUACCAAAUAUUACAUGGAUGAAGUGCAAGGAUUUCACAGUAUUUAAUGGACUGGCACAGAUUGAGGAUUAUUUAAAAACAUGGGAGCUUCAUGAGAGCUGGCUACAUUGGACAAACUAUAUCAGCGAGGAGGAACUGGAGUAUUCCACGAGAUACUUUUACAGGGUCCGCUGGAGUAUCCCAACCUGUAGAAAGCCCAUCCCACGAGCAACAGCAUGUGUCUAUUUCGUCAUAGAGAUUUCCAAAAUCAGACCAUCAACAUUACCUGUUGAAGUAUUCUUUGUGGUGGAGACGAAUAAGCUAAUUCACAGGCCAGGAGAGUCUCGAUUCAAAGAAAAAUGGCUCAAAGAUGUGAUUGAAAGCAAAAUAAUCAUGAUGGAGACCAUCACUUUUUAGUUCCUCUAGAAUUGUUACAAACUAAAAACUCUCUUUUAGGUUUUCUGCUAGUUUUUAUAAAUAAAAGUUGUGCAUAUCUGUA